CGUCUCCUCUCUCGUCAUGCAUUCCCUGGAUUCGACAAUGGCUUUUGACACCGCUACAGCACACCUCACCACCCUCCAACGAGGCGAGAGCCGCUGCCUACUGUAAACCGAGUGUGGAACCUGCCGCCAUACGGAUCACCGGGCGUCCGCGUUUCAGCGCGCGCCAGCAGUCGGUCCGCGAGCUACCAAACCAGCCCGGCCCAGCCCAGCCUAAGCAGGCCGGUCCGCAGACCAGUCACAGCCGCCAGAUUAGGUCGCAUUACGCUGUUGAAAGGCACCCUUCUUCAUCAGUCCGGUGCCUGCUCUGCUCUAGCCCACGAUUACCCUUGCCGGGGCGUCGCGCCUCCACGGCGCCUGACAGCUCCCCCCACUGCCGUUCGUCCACGCGCAACGAACAGCCGAGAUCCCUUUCGCCCGAAGCUCGCUCUGCCCGCCCCCAACUUCUGCGCUGGCCAUUCCUGGCACCGGCCCGCGCCCGCCGUCCGGAAGUGACGAAGCCGACAGCUACUGGCAGCCCGGCGGUGCGAUCGAUACAGUACUUACAUUAGUAGUGCCUACUUGGGUACCUUUAGGUAGCGAACGACGCAACUGGCCUUACGUACCUACAUACAACGUUGCGGUCAGCCCUUUGCCAGCAGCCUCCUGUGUCCAACCGUCUUCCUCUUCGACACAUGUGAGUGCGCGACGUCUUGGUGACCCCCAUGUCGCACCCAUGACCACUGGUGGGCUUCCCUCUGUCACAGCUUAUCCGCGUUGGCACAUGUACGCAAAACCACGCGACUAGCAGUAGUCGCACAUCGCACGGCAGCACAUGCGAAGCCACCUCUCGGAUCAGCCGCUCACUGACUGCCUUUUCCGUACAGGUCCUUUCCCUACGUCUCCUUCCGUCCCGUCGAUAAUUCCCUGCGUCUUCUAAUACGCACCACGGCAGCCCCGGUGUGGCUCCGUUACCAAGGGUAGGUUGAGUGCCAUAUCAGCUAUUUCCCUCGUUGUCUUCCCUGUCCAUCAGAGUCGGUCCCCGGCUCCCCCCAUUGCCCCUCCCCCACAGCGACGGCUAUUGCUCCAAGUCGUAUUGACUUUCGGGCCUCCGGAGGAGGACUCAAGCGAGCACUUUCCCAUGAGCCGUCUCCCGCCUCCCCCGGCCCACGUACCCCAGUCCACGUCUGCGUCUGCCCAGCUCUCCCCAAACAUCCUUCUCGAUCCCGUUCCUGGGACGGUCCACUUGGAAGCACGACAUUACCUCUUGCACCCACGGAGUUUGUCAACCAGACAACACCACUGGUACCCUGCGGCGACCAGUUGCGGGGACUCCGCUCCACAUCCCGACCAUUGCCGUGCCUGGCAGCUCUUAUAUAACCUACCUCCCAUCCCUUCUUAUCCCCCCCCUACCCUCACGUACUCGUGCUUCAUUGUUCGAUAGUACCGCAACUCAAGCUGAAGUUGCCACAUACACAAACCCGGCCAAUCGUGGUCCAACGAGCGAGUGUAAUGCCAGCCUACUACCUUCAGGACUGCCACUACUUCUACCGCACCGCUCUGCGCGGUCUCAGCAUCAGCACCAGCGUCUCGCCGCUCUACUCAUAAAAUUUCACGGACUUGCUGACAAGAUGACCGCCAAAGUCCGCGUCUUCAGUCCUCCAAACUCCCUGGCAGCGCGGCUGGCAGAGCCUCCCGCCGACCCAGCUACGCCCCGAAGUGUCCCAGAGCCUCCGGCUUCCGUCUCGUCACGUCAGCCUCUGAACCUGUCAUCGGCUUACACCAGAGUGCCCAUGGCUACCCACAGUGCGCACAAGGAGGGCGGCAUCACUUUUGCUGCCCAAGACAAGCUUCCCAAGCUCCCCAUUCCCAACCUCGACGACACUUGCAAAAGAUACUUGGAGGUUCUUGCGCCACUUCAGGCCCCCCGCGAACGGGCUGAGACGAGACAUGCCGUUCAGGAGUUCCUCAAACAAGACGGGCCCGAUUUGCAAGACAAGCUCAAGAAGUAUGCCCAUGGCAAGACGAGCUACAUCGAGCAGUUCUGGUACGACUCGUAUCUCAACUUUGACAACCCCGUGGUCCUCAACCUGAACCCAUUCUUCCUUCUCGAAGAUGACCCUACGCCGGCGAGAAACAACCAAGUCACCCGUGCGGCUUCACUGGUCGUGUCCGCCCUCGACUUUAUCCGAGCUGUCCGAAAAGAGGAGCUUCCUCCCGACACGUUCAAGGGCACGCCGCUCUGCAUGUACCAGUUUUCUCGCUUAUUUGGCACUGCGAGAGUGCCGACCGAGAACGGCUGUCAAAUCGUGCAGGACCCGCAAUCAACGCAUAUCGCGGUCAUGUGCCAUGGCCAGAUCUACUGGUUUGAUGUCUUAGACGACAACUCCGACGUUAUCAUGACCGAGAAGGACAUUGCCAUCAACCUACAGACAAUCACCGAGGAUGCCGCUCAAAUCCCGAUCCAGGAGGCUGCCAAAGGUGCUCUCGGUGUCUUGAGCACGGAGAACCGCAAGGUGUGGUCUGGCCUCAGAGACGUUUUGACGAAGAACCCCGGCUCAAACAACGCCGACUGUCUCAACAUCAUAGACUCCGCGCUCUUUGUCCUCUGCCUUGACUACACGGAACCACCCAACGUCGCAGCAUUGUGUCAGAACAUGCUGUGUGGCACAAGCGAAGUGAAGAAUGGAGUUCAAAUCGGCACCUGCACCAACCGCUGGUACGACAAGAUGCAAAUAAUUGUUUGCAAAAACGGCAGCGCAGGUAUCAACUUUGAGCAUACAGGUGUGGACGGCCACACCGUGCUCAGAUUCGCCAGUGAUGUUUACACAGACACGAUUCUCCGCUUCGCCCGCUCCAUCAACGGCCAAGCACCCACCCUUUGGGCAUCAACAAGCCCCGACCCAUCCAAGCGAGACCCCGAAAGUUUUGGCGAUGUCAAUACCACACCACGGAAGCUUGAAUGGGACAUGAUUCCGGAGUUGAGCAUAGCUGUCCGCUUCGCCGAGACUAGACUUGCCGAUUUAAUCGAGCAGAACGAGUUUCAGUGUCUCGACUUCGGGUCUUACGGCAAGAACUUCAUCACCUCAAUGGGGUUCUCGCCCGAUGCAUUUGUGCAGAUGGCUUUUCAGGCCGCGUACUAUGGCUUGUACGGCCGCGUCGAAUGUACUUACGAGCCGGCGAUGACCAAGGUGUAUUUGCACGGCCGCACCGAGGCUGUUCGGACAGUUUCAAGCGACUCGGUUGACUUUGUCCAAACGUUCUGGGCAGACAAUCCGCUCGAGCAGAAGAUAGAAGCGCUGAAAACUGCGUGCCAGAAGCACGUCAAUCGAACGAAGGAGUGCGCAAAGGCCCAAGGCUGCGAUCGGCACCUGUAUGCCUUGUUCUGCGUUUGGCAGAAGUACGUCGAUGACGAGAUUGGCAGCGGCAUGAGCAGCUUCGGCCAGUCUAGCCCAGUAGAUGGGUACUCACCCGUAGGCAGCCCUGAGAAGGCCUCAAGCAUCUCAUCCCUGGACGGUGUCGAAAUAGGACGCAGCAGGGAACGUGGCGAUAGCACCAACUCGCGAUCACGAGACAGUCACCCUCUGCCAUUUAUAUUCGCAGACUCUGGCUGGGACAAGCUAAACACGACGGUUUUGUCGACAUCAAACUGCGGCAACCCGUCGCUCCGGCACUUUGGCUUCGGCCCGACCUCAGGCGACGGCUUCGGCAUCGGGUACAUUAUCAAGGAUGAUUCCAUUUCUAUUUGCGUCUCGAGCAAGCAUCGCCAAACGAAGCGCUUUGUCGACGCGCUUGAGAGCUAUCUCCUCGAAAUUCGACGGAUCCUCCGUGUAACAAACCGCAAAUCGUCGACAGCCAAGACCAGUCGGGCACGGGAGGCAGAGGAAUCAAGGCCAAAGCCCGUCGGCCGGAAGUCACGUGGCCGGCUCGUCACCGGUCUCGAGACGGUGAGGACGCCUCGAUCCCAAGACGGGUCGUCGCUCGCGGAGGAAAGCAUUACAGCCAGUGAUGACGACGAACUUGGAGGAUACGGGUUCUUUGACGCGGGCAUGCUGCGUCAGGCACUCAAGGCACGGGAUCCCGCGGCGGACACGAGUGAGACCAAGGCAUCGGAGCGGGCGGCAGUACAGGCCCGACGAAGGGAUGUGGGCAAGAAGCUUCGCUUAACGACGGAAUGAUGAUGAGCGUGUUGUAUGAAUUGUAGCUUUUGGGCCUUGUGCGCCGUGGGGGAUUUGUUUGUUGGAUAUCGAUUGCCAAAGCCAUAGCCGGAUAUAUUGCACCGCAAUCAUAUGGCCCAAGAACCAAGUGCGUUAUCCCGAGUUUGCAUCUCCGGCGUACAAGCUUGGCUUGGAUGUUGCUGAGAAUGGCCAUGCCCACAAGUCGGUUGCGGUCCAAGACAUACCUGGUCGCAACACAUUGCCAAGCUCACAUGUUUCGAAG
Purpureocillium takamizusanense is the source of this 4416-nucleotide messenger RNA. It is a transcript of the gene YAT1, whose product is annotated as Carnitine O-acetyltransferase. Lineage: Eukaryota; Fungi; Ascomycota; Sordariomycetes; Hypocreales; Ophiocordycipitaceae. The record is from RefSeq and is a predicted model, not a curated record. Gene Ontology annotation, biological process: carnitine metabolic process. The transcript has 3 exons. Gene Ontology annotation, cellular component: mitochondrion. Gene Ontology annotation, molecular function: carnitine O-acetyltransferase activity. The coding region runs from base 1608 to 4154 and encodes 848 amino acids.